Messenger RNA from Penicillium malachiteum, 2709 nucleotides. Its product is annotated as putative kinesin family protein (KlpA). Gene Ontology annotation, molecular function: ATP binding; microtubule binding; microtubule motor activity. Gene Ontology annotation, biological process: microtubule-based movement. The record is from RefSeq and is a predicted model, not a curated record. NCBI's taxonomy places the organism in Eukaryota, Fungi, Ascomycota, Eurotiomycetes, Eurotiales, Aspergillaceae. The coding region runs from base 1 to 2709 and encodes 902 amino acids. The transcript has 5 exons.
AUGGAGGACGAGAACAUGGCUCAAUCCAGACCCGUGACUCGGUCGCGCAUUCCUCAGGCUGGUGGCCUCCGAGAAAUGAACCCUGCAUCUGCUAAUUCUCGGUCGGGAAUCAUGCCGCCUGGAACCCUUGUUGCUAAAGCAGUGUCGCCGACCCGUCAAAGGCCAAUGACCUCUCCGGAACCGAAGAAACAAGCCCCAAUCUCCCGUCCAGCAUCGGCUGCAUCGAAAGUACAUGCGCGGGGAAACUCGUUAAAUUCAUCCACUGUUUCCCGGUCCGGAUCGACGACUACUCGCCCAACACCCAACUUCUCCGCCAGUACUAUGAGCUAUGGAUCCCGUGGCAUAUCCGGCAUGCCUCGUGCUCAAACUUCGUUCGGUACUCGCAGAGCCAACAAUUCGCUACAGCGCCCUACCUCAUUGAACACCCACAUCGAAGAUAGUGCCGGAAGUAUUCUUGGAAAACGAAAGGGUAUGCGAUCCUCUUCCUUUAGUUCUUUCCAUUCUUCUGGCCCCCUUGGAACCUUGGAGAAUCAUUCGUGCCAUAAUAGUCUGCGCCGCCCAGCAUCCGUCGGAGUUGAGUCUGAUGAAAAGGUCUUCGAUGAUGACUCCUCCGACGCGAGCUUCGUUACUGCGAAAACUGCGCAAACUGCCCAUCCCGAGUACAACUCAGCAAUCAUCCCAGUACAGGGAGCUCAACGAUCCAGGCUUCCCAUUCUUACCCCAUCCAAGCCCUUCCGAGUCCCCAGUCCACCCCCACAAAAAUCACCAUCAAAGGCCCCACGGCCGCAAUUUUUAAGAAAAAGCACAAAGCUGAUAAAUCCUGACUAUCAUGCAGAUACCGAAUGGAACCAUGAAUCCAAAGAGAGAGACAUGUCUGAAAUCUUCCAGACCUUCUUGAUGAAAAUGGAUCAAAACGGCCAAGAAGCCUCGGGAUUGAAAGACGCUGUUGAGGUCUAUAAAUCCCGCAUUGCCGACCUGGAACGAGAUCGAGACUCUCUGACCGAAACCAAUGUCACUCAGAGGGUGGAGAUGGAAUCUAUCAAGACCCAGCUUACUCUCGCUCAGAAUGCCCUAGAAAUUGCCCGCCGAGAGCAAGACAUCGCGAUUGAUGACCUCGAAGGCCGCCACCGCAUCGAACUUGCCACUAUCAGUCACGAAAGCAAGAAAGAGAAGGAAGUGCUAGCGAUUCAACAUGCAGAUGAGAUUCGUGACCUGAAGCGCAAGUUCGAGGGCGAGAUUGAAGAUGAGAAAGCCAAACGGGUUCGAGAGCUUGGUAACUUAGCUACGCAAUCUACCAUGGAUAUCCAAAAGUCUCAGCUCGAGUUGAACAACAAAGAGCGCGAAAUCACGACUUUGAAACGUGAGCUCGACAACAUGAGGGCCGAUAUUGAACGUGAGCGUAAGACUGUCCAUGAUCUUCGACAAAAUUUGGAUACAGCUACCACCAACGGUGUCACCCUUGAAUCCACCAUUAAGGCUCUCAAAGCUCGUAUCGAGUUCCUUGAAGGCGGACGCGAGGAACAGUCACAGGCAUUUGAGCGAUGCAACCAAGAGAUGAUGGAUGCUCUCUCAGAGACGGACAAGAUCAAGGAGAAGCUUCGAAGAGAGGAAACCCUCCGUCGCAAGCUUCACAAUCAGGUACAGGAACUCAAGGGCAACAUCCGUGUGUUCUGUCGUGUCCGUCCAUCCCUAAAUAGUGAACCGACAACCCAAAUCGCACCCAUGCUGUAUCCCGAUGAGUCUGAAGACGCAAAAGAGAUCAACAUCAUCGGGCCCGAAGAGAAGAAUACCCUUGGCGUUGUGUCUCGCAAGAACAACCCGUUCAGUUUUGAUCGUGUUUUUGGCCCUUCUAGCCAGAAUGCUGAGGUCUUUGAUGAAAUUAGUCAAUUGGUCCAAAGUGCCUUGGAUGGAUACAAUGUUUGCAUUUUCUGUUAUGGACAAACUGGUAGUGGUAAGACCCAUACUAUGUCUUCACAGGAUGGUAUGAUCCCUCGGGCUGUUCAUCAAAUCUAUGAGACCGCCCAAGGUCUCGAGGAAAAGGGCUGGCGGUACACAAUGGAAGGCAAUUUCGUGGAAGUCUACAACGAAAACCUGAACGAUCUUUUGGGCAAUCCAGAUGACCUGGACAAGAAGAAGCAUGAGAUUCGCCAUGACAUGCAGCGAGGCAAGACUUUCAUCACAGAUAUCACCACUGUCCAGCUCGACUCCCCCGAAAUGGUCAGCAGGAUUCUGAAGAACGCAGAUGCCAAUCGCUCCGUUGCCGCCACCAAGGCCAAUGAGCGCUCAUCCCGAUCCCAUUCCGUCUUCAUCCUUAAGCUCACCGGCGAGAACCAUGUCACCGGGGAGCGCAGCGAAGGCACCCUUAAUCUGGUCGAUCUGGCCGGAAGUGAGCGAUUGAGUCACAGUCAAGCGACUGGAGAGCGCUUGAAGGAGACACAGAACAUCAAUCGCAGUCUGAGCUCCCUCGGUGAUGUUAUUGCAGCCCUGGGCCAGGGCAAAGAUGGAGGCCAUGUUCCGUACCGAAACAGCAAACUUACAUACCUGCUCCAAUUCUCUCUUGGUGGCAACUCUAAGACACUCAUGUUUGUCAUGGUUAGCCCUCUACAGGCGCAUCUUUCAGAGACCUUGACAAGCUUGAAGUUUGCCACCAAAGUACACAACACCCACAUUGGCACCGCUAAACGCCAGGCGCGUGUCCGUGAUUCUUGA